AUGAAGUCUCCGAUAGCUCCCAUCCUUCUCGAGCCCCAUCUCGGCGAACUUCCAGGAAGUUCGCGAAGGAUUUCUCGCAACGAUGCAGCUACCGGAGCAUCUGCCGCAGGUGUUCGCGCUCUCAGUGCACAGAUGGUAGCCUUCUAUUUCAGAGCACCGAUCAAAGCUUUCUUCCGUACGCGUGUCGACUAUAUGGCAUUUGCAAGAGCUGUGAACCCCCGUGUCGCCGAAGGCAAAUGGUCUCUGCAUACGACAACCCCGGGAUUAUUGCUCCACGCCGUUCGGACAUAUGGCUGGCGGUUUAUCCCGAAUCAAGUGCUUCCACCGUUGAUGGCAAAUGCAGGGGUUGGCGCUGUUCUCUACACAUCCUAUCUCCAGGUUUUGGGAGCCCUACAUGAACCUCAGUCCCAAGGGGUCAAGCGAGUCUGGCCCCCAGCUCCUCCUUCUGCAACAUUUGCAGCUGGAUUUACCGCCGGCACAAUUCAGUCGAUUGUAGCCGCCCCUCUAGACGCGUUACAGGUUCGCUUUCAAACCAGUGACAUGCUGGAGGGUCAAUACCGGAGUAUGUGGCACUAUGGCCACCAUAAGCUCAAACAGAUUGGUCUCCGUGGGGUCUUUGCGGGCUGGAGCCUCUCGUUUAUGCGGGAUUCACUCGGUUAUGCUGUGUUCUUCUCCUCGUUCGAAUACAUCAAGUCACAGUCCUACUAUUCCUUCGUCACUUGGUACUAUGGCUCCCUGCAAGUCGAUCAUGUGGGCAUACUUUCAUCGUCCGAGUCUAGUGAUCGCGGUGUGCCACUCAUCAAACCCCACUACGCAUUGGAGCCAUGUUUCCUAAUGAUGGCUGGUGUUGUGGCAUCGGUCGCUCAGCAAACCAUUCAGCAUCCUCUAAGUAGGAUUCAAGACCUUCACCUGGGUCGACUGGAAUAUCUGGAUCACCAGGCCAGUUUCGUACCCUCGCGGCAGAAGAUGAUACGAUUAUACUAUCACGCUUAUCAGGAGACCUUCAAGAGGUGCAAGCGAAAGGCUGCCCGGACCGGAGGCUGGCCCUCUUGGUUGUUCCGUGGGUUCAUCGGGAGCUCUCUUCGCCAAGUACCUAGCACCAGUGCCGGUCUGAUCAUUUUUGAAUUGGUGCGCCGACGGUACGCAAAUCCGGCAGACGCUGUCCAUAUUCAAAAUGAUGGAUAUGACAUCCUUCUCACUUAG
This is a messenger RNA of Penicillium crustosum, 1203 nucleotides long. Its product is annotated as putative mitochondrial carrier protein. Gene Ontology annotation, biological process: mitochondrial L-ornithine transmembrane transport. The transcript is spliced from 4 exons. NCBI's taxonomy places the organism in Eukaryota, Fungi, Ascomycota, Eurotiomycetes, Eurotiales, Aspergillaceae. Bases 1 to 1203 code for a protein of 400 amino acids. The record is from RefSeq and is a predicted model, not a curated record. Gene Ontology annotation, molecular function: L-ornithine transmembrane transporter activity.